GUUUCCGCGCAUUUGUGUCGCUGAAGGAAGAAGUAGGCUACAUCGACGGAAGGCGAGUGGAGGAGGAGCCACUUGUUUCAGGCCUUAGGAAGGAGGUGGCUGAAGCGGGCACCUGGGCCAAAGCUUUGGUAUGAGGCGGCGACGGCGGCGGAGGUGGCUGCUGUGAGGGCGGAAGGAAGAGGAGCGGAGCGAGAGGAGAAGGGGGGACGGCUGAGUGACGGGUGCGCAUCUCCCAACCCGCCGCCCCCCCAUCGCCAAAAUGGAUGAACAGGAGGCUUUGAAUUCUAUCAUGAAGGACUUGGUUGCCCUCCAAAUGAGCCGGCGUCCCAGAUUGUCUGGUUUUGAUAGCAUGAAGAACAAAGAUUCUCCACAUUCCAAUAGACAGAAAAAACACAAUGCCAGCAACCCAGCUCUCCUAAGCCACCUUAUGAUAACAAAACAAAGCACUCAUGCAGUAGACGAAAAAAAGGCACAGAGUGACAUCAGGAUAAAGUUUGAACAUAAUGGGGAAAGGCGAAUUAUCCCCUUUACCCGGCCUGUCCGCUAUGAAGAUGUUCAGCAGAAAGUGAAAACAGCUUUUGGGCAGCUGCUGGAUCUCUACUACAUGAAUAAUGAGUUAUCUAUUCCCUUGAAAACUCAAGAUGACCUUGAUAAGGCAGUAGAUCUUUUAGACCGAAGCUCAAAUGUGAAAAGCCUUAGAAUAUUACUGCUGUCUCAGGACAAAAACCAUAUCAGUUUCUCAUCCCAUUCAGGGAUGCCAAAGCAAGUCAGAAUCAAAACUUCCCAAUCCACGGGAGAUGUAAAUACUGCCUACCAGCCACUUGAAACCCGUAGCAGACACCUGUCCAUCAGCUCUCAGAAUACAGGCCGAAGUUCACCCCCACCAGGGUAUGUCCCAGAGAGACAACAGCGAAUCGCUCGCCAGGGGUCCUAUACCAGCAUAAACAGUGAAGGAGAAUUUAUACCAGAGACCAAUGAACAAAGUAUGUUGGAUCCCUUAACCAGUGCUGAAAACUCCAUAUCUGGCAGUUGUCAGUCCUUGAGCCAGUCAGGAGAAAGCCUUUCUUUCCGAAAAUCUUGCAUGUCCAGAGCCCAGAGCUUUCCAGAUAAUAGGCAAGAUUUCUCAGAUCGUGAGAAUCAAAUCUUUGACAAAGCUGAGAAAGGUGGGACAUACCCUCGGCGUUACCAUGUCUCUAUGCAGUACAAAGAUUACAAUGAUGGCCGGAGGACAUUUCCCCGCAUUCGGCGCCAACAGGGCAACCUCUUCACACUAGUACCUUCGAGCCGCUCCUUAAGCACCAAUGGGGAGAACCUUGGCCUGACAGUGCAGUAUCUUGACACCUGUGGACGUAUGUGGAGUGCUGAUAGUGAGAAUAUCCUCACUGUGCAGGAGAGAAACAUCCCAACCAAAUCUCCGAGUGCUCCAGUCAACUGGCGACGAGGGAAGCUCCUAGGACAAGGUGCCUUUGGUCGGGUAUACUUGUGCUAUGAUGUAGAUACAGGCAGAGAACUUGCAGCUAAACAGGUCCAGUUUGACCCAGACAGUCCUGAAACAAGCAAGGAAGUGAGUGCAUUGGAAUGUGAGAUUCAGCUACUGAAGAACCUUCAGCACGAGCGGAUUGUUCAGUAUUAUGGGUGCUUGAGGGACCGAGCAGAAAAGACUCUGAGCAUUUUCAUGGAGUACAUGCCAGGGGGUUCAGUCAAAGAUCAACUGAAAGCCUAUGGUGCACUGACAGAAAAUGUGACUCGAAAAUACACUCGGCAGAUUCUUGAAGGAGUCUGUUACCUUCACAGCAACAUGAUUGUACACAGAGAUAUAAAAGGAGCCAAUAUUCUCCGAGAUUCUGCUGGCAAUGUAAAGCUUGGAGACUUUGGGGCUAGCAAGCGACUGCAGACAAUCUGCAUGUCUGGGACUGGCAUCCGCUCUGUCACUGGCACCCCUUAUUGGAUGAGUCCAGAAGUGAUCAGUGGAGAGGGCUAUGGAAGAAAAGCUGACAUCUGGAGCCUUGCCUGUACUGUUGUGGAAAUGUUGACAGAGAAACCACCCUGGGCAGAAUAUGAAGCUAUGGCAGCCAUUUUCAAGAUUGCCACACAGCCCACUAAUCCCCAGCUUCCUUCUCAUAUAUCAGAACCUUGCCGGGACUUCUUAAGGCAGAUCUUUGUGGAAGCCAGGAAGAGACCUUCAGCUGAAGAGCUGCUCCAGUAUCAUUUUGCCCAGCUCCCCUACUGAAUUACCAUCUCUGAAACAGCUUUCCAUUGAUACUGUUCUCUGAAGCAUCAUGGCCUGUAUCAGAGAAUCCACUCCAAAAUGUUGGCACACAGGUAUUCGGUUUGCCUAGAGAAGCGGUGGGUGAGGGCAAUGCAGAAUUCAGCCACUUUCAUUUUGGUAUCUUCAUUCUGGAAUUGUUGCUUUCUCUGUAAUUACCCAUGUCCUGACAUGGUAUUACAGCAUGCUGUUGGCAUGUGGCUGGGAACAAUCUAAAACACCUCAUUUGAAUAUAGGUCUAUCUCUGAAACUGAUGAAAAUGCAAAGAGAGGAAAUGGACUCUGAGAACUGCUAAAAGCUAUAAAAAUGUGUGUUGGGCUCAUGCGAUCACUGUUUUACAGCUUUCCAAGACUGUAUCAAGCCAAUUGCUACCAGAGAACAUGCACUCAAUUAUUAUAUAUAUAAUAAUUAUUAUUAUAUAUUUUUCUUAAGUAUUCAGCAUCUGAAAGUGUUCAGAAAAUAUUGAUUUAGAAAAAUAUGUGAAUACUAUUUUACAAUAAGCCAAGGAGCUGGAGGUAGGGUGUUCUUUCUCCUUCUCUUUAGCCCUCUCCUAUAUCCAUGUUCUUGGAUGCUGAGAGAGUGGGGUUCCCAUGGAACAAAAGCACAAUGGAAUCUUGACAAUAAAGGCUCCCUGAAUGAAAUGAGGAAAUCAAGCUCCAUUUUGGCAGGGUUGUCUAAAGGUGCAAUGCAGGACUAUAUGUUCUGUGUCUAUGCAGUAAUCACAGGCUAACACAGAAUUUUUAUCUAGCAAAAAAAUCAGUAUUGUGGGGCUCUGUACCUUUAACUUCUAUUUUUUAAAGCAACUUCUAGUCUUUAUGGCUUCAAAGAAACUAGGAAUUCAUAUGGGAGAUGCUCAAGAAUUUUUAGAAAUUAGAGGGGGUUGAACAGGGCACAGUGCUCCUUCUAUGGAUAGCAAAAGCCAAUAAAUAAUCAAAAUGAGAAAUGUAUAUGGAAUUUUACAUUAUUUGCAUAAUUUAUUCAGAUUGUAGAAUGUGCCAUUUUAUGGAUUGUGUUGCACAGGAUAUCAUGCAAUAGACAGUUGUGAGAAGUAUUGUGAGAAAUGCAUGGUAUAAGUGUGCUGCCUUUAGAUGGCCGUUAGUUGCAGCUGAUAAAAAGUUCCCUUCAGUAGAGUUGCACACAGCUAAGCUAGUAUGUCACACUUGUAAUCAACAUAUGAAACUAUCCCAAUUUGUAUCACUGUGAGACAUUCAGUCUUGUAUACCUCCAUUAGGUAGCUUCUUCUAUCUAAAUCUCCCUUUUGCAGAACAGCCAUUUAAAAAUUUUGCCCAAACUUCCAACCAAAGAUUAUUUCAGUGCUGCCAAGACCAGUCUUCAAGGGGAGGCAAAGUAUUGCUGCUGAGCCUAGAUAGGAUUGUCCAUACGGAACAGAGGUAUCUUUUUCAGGCACUUGUAAUGGAGAAAUUGGGGCAAGGAGAGGUGGUAUCGCUCAUCUGCAGUUACUCAUCCUGGGUUUUCCAUCUGCUCUUCUAACCUUGAACAGUUUCUAAGGUUCUAAUUGAGACCAUGUUUUCCUACAGUUCUGCAGUCCUGCCAGUUGUUAAUCUCACAUUCUGAACUGUUUUCUAAGAAACUUUGGAUUUUUUAAGAGGCACUUCUAUCAAAUUUAAUUGGGGACAAUCUGAGAGCUAACCUCUUGAUCUCUCAAAUCUUUGAUUGCCAAGGGCAUACUUUUAUAAAAUGUUGGAUUAGAACCAGAUACGCUCACACAGGACCUCUAUGGGAUAUACCUGUUACUCAUAAUGUAGCAAAUUCAUGUACACUCCAGGAGUAUUGGGACAGGUGAAGGAUGUGACCAACAUGCUGCACUGCAAACUGCAUUCUGCCAGUUGUGACACUUCAGUUGUUUGCUAUUAACCUCGCAAAGAUAUAUUAAUCUACCCUUGCUCUAGCCAAGAACUUGUCAAGUGUUUGCUUCUGUGCAGAACUGAGAUGCACUCCCAUCUGUCAUUUUAUACAGAAUUGCAAAUGGUUGCUUGUAUUGCAAGAUGGCAGUACCCCAGCCUGACAUGUUGGUGAAAGCAGGGUGGGGGAGUAAUGCUUUCAAUUAAUCAGCAGUACCACUUUUAAAGAAGAAUACAAUCGAUACGUGGAUAAAAGAACAGUUCUUUCCUCCUGUCUCCAGCCUUGUAGCUGUGGCAAAGUACAGAGCAAGUAUCUUGAUCUGCUUAAGUUUUCCAUCAUAUUUCUUUAAGGAUGUAUACAGCUUUAUGACAAAUAAAAGCCAAAGUGUCAGUGCAGAUCUGAAAAUACUACAGUGAUUUCCAUUUUUACCUCACUUGCCAACAUGUCUGUAGGUCUUGGUUUGCUGCCCUAAAAACAGCAUAUUCUUUCUCAAGACCACAAUGUUGAGUUACGGUGUUCCCUUUGAUUUUAGCAAAUAACCAGCAGCAGAGUUGCUCCCUCACCUGUCUUUGAGAAUGUGUUACGUUGCCUUGGCUCCUCACUGGGUGGAUAUGAUUCAGCUUAAGAAAUAAGCCAAAGCAUUAUUCAUAUGGUCAGCAGUGCACUUUUACAAAUGUAUUUAUAUCACUCUUAUUAAGCAUUUUACUUCAUGUAAAGAAAUUGUGAUGUCUCAUACUUUUUUAUUUAUAUCAUAUUUGUUCAUGUUUAUAUGUAUGUAUGUAUAGCAACUGUUAUGGAAUGGGGAGGGGAGAAAUUGACACCUUUGUGAAUUUUAAAAAGGGGAAAGAAGCAGCUGGUUUUGCAAAGAUUUUGAUUAUGGUUUAUAACAAGAUGUGUCAAGUCAAAAUGCCUUUUUGUUUCCUUGCUAGUCUUUUUGGGAGAAAGACGUGAAAUAGAAUAACAAUUUAGAAAUGGCAAUUUAGAAUGAUGGAAUGCCAGAAAUGAGAAGGUGUAUUAAGAGACCAUCAGUUCCAUCCUGUUACCGUUGAUAUUCAGUAUCAACGUACAAUCUUGAUUGAUUUUCUUGCCAAUUCUUUACAAAACAAAGCAAUCUGCACAGUCCCAGUGUAACCUCAUUUUAAGAUAAAUUUCACGUAUUGAUCUCACAACUUCUAUAUGCCUGCAUUUCUGUGGCACUUCAACCUGUAUUUUUAAACAAACAAGAAAUGGCCUUAUUUACUAUGCCGUAGUAUAUAUAAAUUGUGUAAACAGCAUACAGGUAAUCUGAGAAAGAAGGCCAUGAUGUGGGAAACAGUCUUUGCAGUAUCUGGACUGCAGACAUUGUUAUAUUGCUACUUGGCGCAAUAAAUUUGUCCCUGAAAUUACAUCUAGAUAAUUGUCAUUGGAGUCCUACAACAUCAAAUCAAAAGCCCCCUUGAGUUUGGGGGUGGUUACUUUCAGAUAAAUGCAUAAAGGAUUAUAGCCUUAAAAAUGCCACCUUUCUGUUGUAAUUUAUCUCCCAUGCCAGCUACUUCCACUCUCAUUAUUUUUGCCUUAUAAAACCCCUUAAUCUAGGCAGUUUCUCUCACAAACACUUUAUGGCCUCCUGAGGAAUUCAUCUUCCAGAUCUGCUUUUGGUAAAAGUUUCUGAUCCUCAUCAGUGCAUGUGAGAGAGUGAGAGAAUAGAGGAUAUUUUGCAAAUUCUCUCACAGAACUAUAACUAUUAAGCAAAGGAAACAAAGUUGUGUUUAGGCUUGAUAUGACGAUUCUGUAUACUCCAGGUUCACCUCCCAGCCUUCUGUUUUUGUAUAGAAACUACCAUCACCAGACAACGUGUAUCUCAUCUUCUUCCCAGAAUUGCCUCAUCUAUGUGGGCUAAUUUAACAUAUGAUUUGGAAGUUUGAGAGAGUACAAAAAAUACAGAUUGUCUUUUUGUGACAUAUUUCUGCAAGAGUUCAGAACUAAUCUGAGAUCCUCUUCACAUCAAAUCUUUGAAUUUAUAUUUUUGAAUUUGAUAGUACAUCUGACUUCAAGUUUGCCAAAGAAAUUAUUGAGGCUGGGUAAUUAAGCCUGCAGCCUGCUGUAUAUUUACACUGCUAUUGCUAGAGAGAUGUUUUAAUUAAUUGAAACUCAAAAAGAGAGCUUUGUAGAAUUUAACAAAUCAAUUGUUUGAGCCACAUUUGUUACUGGAUACAUUCUGUGAUUUACCAUCUGGACCUGGAGUGUACAGAAGAUCUUGAAGUACUUGUCUGUUUCUAAUUUUUAUGAAUUUCUAUACUGACCGAGGCUUGCAGUGCAAAGCCAGGCCAAUGUAUAACUUUUAUUUACAAUAAAAUAUAAUUUUCAGCUAA
Messenger RNA from Candoia aspera, 6480 nucleotides. It is a transcript of the gene MAP3K3, whose product is annotated as mitogen-activated protein kinase kinase kinase 3. Bases 260 to 2230 code for a protein of 656 amino acids. Gene Ontology annotation, molecular function: MAP kinase kinase kinase activity; protein binding; ATP binding. Gene Ontology annotation, biological process: protein phosphorylation; cellular response to stress. NCBI's taxonomy places the organism in Eukaryota, Metazoa, Chordata, Lepidosauria, Squamata, Candoiidae. The record is from RefSeq and is a predicted model, not a curated record. The transcript has 17 exons.